GCAUUCGAUGGAGGCGUGGACACAAGGCAGCCUCAAGUGUCCUGGGCGUCUAUUGAAAUGACGCGGAUAUGAUUGUGGAGCACCAUAAAAUGCACAAUACACGCACCUCUGUGUCUUAGAGAAAGACAAUCUCUCUAAAGUUUAAACUCGAUCGCAUUUAAUACCAUCAAUCUCCAGUAAAAUGUCGGAGCUCAUUCCAAUCACCACGCCCCUACGAGAGUUCAAAGGUCAUGAAGGAUGUAUAGAGGCAGUCGCAGUUUUCCCCGAUAACCGAUGGAUGGUCACGGGCUCGGAGGACAAGAUGCUUCGUCUGUGGAACUUGGAGACAGGUCUUGUGUUGAAGAAUAUGGAAGGACAUUUGGGUUGUGUGCGGAGCUUGGCAGUAUCACGAAAUGGACAACUGAUAGCAAGCGGUGAUACAUACGAAGUCAUCAUCUGGCACGGAGAAACUGGCGAAUUAUUCACCCGCCUCAAAACCCAUUCCAAUUGUAUUAUGUCGCUUGACUUUUCUCGCGAUGGAACAGUGCUGGCCACUGGUUCAUAUGACUUGACGACGAUACUAUGGAAUACCAAAACCUGGGAGCAGCAAGGAGAUUCAAUCAAUUGUCAUAUUUUUGUCAACUGCGUACGGUAUUCGCCCUCUGGGGAACAACUUGCCAUCGCAACAUGCAACGAUAUUCAAAUAUACAAUUUAGACACAAGAAAACGCGUCGCAUCCUUCAAGGCUCACACAGAAUGGAACUGCUCACUCGUGUGGACGCCCGAUGGCACAUGCCUCCUCACAGGCGGCAAUAGUGUCGAUCCUAGCAUACGCGAAUGGGACACAACAACCUGGAAGCAGACUGGUAAUCCUUGGACGGGCCACACCGACCAAAUCAAUGACAUUGCCAUUCAUCCUACUGGCACACUCGUCGCCUCCGCAUCUGAUGACAGCUAUGUCCGUCUCUGGUGGCUCUCAGAUGGACAAAAUGUUGCCACCUUCAAGCACAGAUUCAACAUGAAAUGCGUCACUUUCUCCGUGAACGGCAAACACCUCCUCAGUGGAGGUUACGAUAGCAUGAUCUCAGAAUGGGCAUCCAUCAGCAUUCAGCCCUCAUUGACAGGCUAUAUCUCCAAGGGUAUUGCCCUCUGCGGAAAUGGUCAUGUCUUGGAUGCGAGGGCAGCACUUGAUGUUGCAUCCAUGUAUACAAAUCAAGAUCCAGAAAUCUUGUUUUUUCUGCUAUUGAUCAAGGCAGUCGCCCUCUUCAAUGCAGAUCAAUAUGACGAGGCAAACCUGCUCCUCAAAGAACUCGCCAGUUGUCCGAAUGCCGACACUCUCGCGUGUUGUGUCGUGCAAGCAUAUCUACGCGUUCAACUCGGAAUAAAAGCCUUGGAUGGCGCACGUCACGAUGAAGCCGUUGACCAUCUCACUGCCGCUCUCGACUGCCGCGAUUCAUUAUCGAAAUCGAACAUUCAUGAAAUAUAUGAGGAUUUGGUGGUGUUCUUUGGCUGGGACCUGAAGUGCUUGUGGCAAAAGGCAAACCAAAAACGGUGUGAUGCACUUCUUCGGGCGGGUAAGCUACAAGAUGCCCUGAAAUCAUACCAACACGUGAUGGCUUCGAGCGACGAAACUACAAAUGCCGACUGUUUUGACUGGUCCAAUGAUUUCAAGCAAGAAUGCAGUGCAUUCUGCGCUGUCAACGGAGAUGCCGCUUUCGCUGCAAACGAUUACGACAAGGCUAUUGACUUAUACUCUACGGCAAUUGACCUGAAUUCUACAUCCGAUGUCGCCUUUGCAAAUCGGAGUAAGGCAAAGUUGGGGAAAAUGCUAUGGGAGGAUGCGCUCCUUGACGCGCAAAAGGUCACUGAACUCAAUCCUUCGUCUCAUAUUGGAUACCAGUUGGCACACACAGCACUGCGUGGUGCGCAACGCUACGAUGAAGCCAUCGAGGCCUUCACAAUCAUGUUGUCGAAGUUGGAUGAUGCUCCCGAAGCUCAGAUACGAGAUCUACGUCAACAGUACGUCUGUCCAUCGGAAGCAGAGGACGCUAUUCGAAGAGUAGUUUGGAUUGAACUCAACAAUGCCCCCCUUCGUCUGCUCAAUACCUCUACGGGUCUUUUUCCAGAGUACAAGGAGCUUUUGUCAUUCACAACGAAUUGCUCGGAUCUCCAAAUGGAACGCAUCAAGGAAGUGGUGGCGAUGCACUUCCGUUGCGUCCUACUAUCACACAGGUGGGAAGAGAUGGAGGUGCUGCUGCACGAUAUCCAGGACAAAGCCGUGUAUGAGCUGAAUGGACUUAGUGGCAUCGCGAAACUGCAAUCGUUCUGCAAAAUUGCUCGUGAUGCGGGGUAUUUCUGGGCGUGGAUGGAUACAUGCUGCAUCGAUAAGACCAACAACGUCGAGCUUCAAGAAUCAGUCAACUCCAUGUUUGUCUGGUACCGCCACUCAGCGCUUACCAUAGUCUACCUAUCCGAUAUCCCUCCUUCAUCCCCACCAGGCGCAUUGGCGAGGAGUGUUUGGAUCGAGCGAGGAUGGACUUUUCAAGAGUUCGUCGCUCCGAAAGUUAGAUUUUAUCAGAAGGAUUGGUCAUUAUAUCUCGAGGAUCGCUCUCCCAACCACAAAGAGUCCCCAGCAAUUAUGAAGGAGUUGGAGGGUGCGACGGGAAUAGAUGCACAGGCCCUGAUCUCCUUCCGUCCAGGGAUGAAAGAUGCUCGAGAGAAACUGAAAUGGGCAUCAAAACGUGUCACCACCAUGCAGGAAGACAUCGCAUACUCGUUGUUUGGUAUCUUCGGCGUUUAUCUGCCUGUAAUCUAUGGUGAGAAGAAGCAAAAUGCGCUCGGGCGGCUCCUGCAGGAGAUCGUGGCCAGAUCGGGCGACAUCACUUCCCUGGACUGGGUCGGAGAAUCGUCUGAGUUCAAUAGUUGCCUUCCAGCCGAUAUCAUUUCAUAUGCAACUCCGCCAUGCUCCUUACUAUCAUUGUCUGAAGAUGGCAUUCAGACGGCGGUCUCUUCGUUGCGAAACAUCGUGACUGUGGAUUUGGCUUCGAAACUGUAUAACCUGCUCGAGAACAUGAAUGUUCCCCUCUUCGGAAACUGCAGACUUCGUCUACCUUGCAUCGCAUUUCGUGUCACGGAAGUCAGACGGAGGCGCGGUGAUACUGUUCAUUCCAUGUAUGGAGUUAAAGCAGAUGGGCUUCGGGACUUGCUGAUCACCACGGACGAGAUACUAAUUCAGUUCUCGCGCGCAAGGCCCACUCAGCAGACAUUCUUUCUUGUCCGUCCAUGGGAUCGUCGUCUCCUUGGGCUGCCUGACUUUGCAGAACAGCUGACCUUUGUAGAUGAAGGGGAGAGCGUAGGAAAUUGGUCCGAGUCCGAGUCUGCAUUAGACGACACUGACGAAUCGUCUAGCGAUUCACCUGGAGAAGAGGGCUUGUCAGUUGACUCGGAUGCUUACUCGCGAUCAUUGCGUUUGAUGGUUCACCUUGGGCAGCCUUUCAGCGCACUCUUGGUAGCGCAGCAACGCGUUGGAGAAUAUAAGAGGGUUGCGUCGGACCAUGAUAUCAUUGCGCAGGUCAAAGACACGGCUUCGAUUGACAUUAUGAACAUCAGGACCCUAGACAUAUUGUAACUAUAAUACUGAUCUCCGAGCAGUUUACGUGUGUACCUUGAGUCGACGAUCACAUUUUCAUAGCAUAUACAUACACUGUAAAUAACAUCGUGUAAUGCCACUCACAAAUACAAAAUCUCAAAAUUUGACAUACAG
Suillus bovinus is the source of this 3742-nucleotide messenger RNA. RefSeq lists its product as uncharacterized. The coding region runs from base 182 to 3607 and encodes 1141 amino acids. The record is from RefSeq and is a predicted model, not a curated record. Gene Ontology annotation, molecular function: protein binding. The transcript has 9 exons. Lineage: Eukaryota; Fungi; Basidiomycota; Agaricomycetes; Boletales; Suillaceae.